This is a messenger RNA of Peniophora sp. CBMAI 1063, 1218 nucleotides long. Lineage: Eukaryota; Fungi; Basidiomycota; Agaricomycetes; Russulales; Peniophoraceae. The record is from the annotation of a GenBank genome assembly.
AUGUUCCCGAUUAACCGCUUCCGUCUACUUGCGGCUUUCUAUAUCUUCUCCUCCCUCAGCGCAGUCAACUGUUUGCCAUCUCAAGUAGUCAUGGUAGAUCCUCUCGACCUGGCAGUGAUGGGCCCGAACGCCAACUUCCGCAACGACACGUUCGACCAGCUAUUCAACCCUACAAAUACCACGCCGCCGUUCUUCCAAGUCUUUGACAAGGCCUUCCUCGACAUCCUCGGGCCCAACGCGGCAGUUCGUCGUGUCGCAUUUGACCCUACAUUCGCCUUCGCGGACGAAGCACCAAUUUGGAACCCUCCAACCGACGAGGUCUUCUUCGCAGCACAGGCUGGCACACCGAUCGGACACAGCGAUAUCGACCACAACUCGCAAGUCUCCAAGAUCAGCCUGCGCGAAGUCGCACAGGCGGCUGCACGCGUCCCUUCCAAGACCGCGGCGGUCAACGUAACCGUCACAGCUCUUCCCCUCUCGAACGAUAUCCAAAUGACGAACGGCGGGACGAACUUUCGCGGUGACCUCCUAUUCGUAACUACGGGCCGAGGACCUCUACCGCCAACCAUCGCUCGCGUCAACCCCAAGCCGCCCUACAACGAUACUGUACUUCUUGACAACUUUUUCGGUCGCCAGUUCAACAGUGUGAACGAUGUCAAGGUGCAUCCUACCAGCGGCGUUAUCUUCUUCACAGACUCUACGUAUGGAUUCUUGAGCAACUAUCGUCCUUUGCCCUUGUUGCCCAACCAGGUCUACCGACUGGAUCCCGAUACGCGUCAAAUUCGCGUGGUUGCAGAUGGCUUUAUCCGCUGCAAUGGCAUCGCCUUCACCGGAGAUGGAAAGACUGCCUACGUAAGCGACACCGCCGCCGCAGGACGUUUCCUGGGGUUGAACGGAACGGAACCCGCAACGAUUUAUCGAUACGAUGUAGAACCCGUUUCCCAGGUGUUCACCGGUCGGCGCGUCUUCGCUUACGUCGACUCCGGCGUCCCCGACGGCAUUCAGGUCGAUGCGCGAGGAAACGUCUACUCAGGUUGCGCAGAUGGUGUGCAAGUGUGGAAUUCCAACGGCGUACUUCUCGGGAAGAUCUUCCUGGGUACCAGCACUCCCACCAUGACCUUCGCCGGCGACGGCCGACUGGUCAUCAUGGCGGACACCGCCAUUUAUCUCGCACAGAUAGCUGCACGUGCUCUAGACCUUCCAAGCUUCGGGAUGUAG